Molecule: messenger RNA, 987 nt
Organism: Electrophorus electricus (electric eel)
Lineage: Eukaryota; Metazoa; Chordata; Actinopteri; Gymnotiformes; Gymnotidae
Product: olfactory receptor 2AT4-like
Biological process (GO): G protein-coupled receptor signaling pathway
Cellular component (GO): membrane
Molecular function (GO): G protein-coupled receptor activity; olfactory receptor activity
Source: RefSeq, a predicted model, not a curated record
AUGUCUGAAGGAAACAUCACCACUGUGAAGAACUUUAUAAUUGUAGGUUUUCCUGGACUUCACACCAACUAUUACGGCAUUGUAUCUGCCAUUAUGUUCCUUGUUUAUAUGUGCAUCUUGAUAGGAAAUGGAAUAUUUCUUAAAUUAUUUUCCAGUGAAAAAUGUCUUAGAAAACCAAUGUAUUAUAUCAUCUUAAAUCUAGUUGUAUGUGAUGUACUAUUCAGCACUACCACAUUACCAAAGAUUAUUGCUAGGUAUUGGUUCAAUGAUGGAGGCAUCUCGUUUUUAGGCUGCUUUAUUCAGAUGUAUUUUGUGCAUUAUUUAAGUUCAGUUAACUCAUUUGUACUAGGCAUAAUGGCAUUUGAUAGAUAUGUAGCAGUCUGCAAUCCACUCAGGUAUACUAGUAUUGUCAAAGACUCCACUAUCUUUAUUUUAUGUAUAAUAGCCUGGCUGUUGGCUGAGCCAUGUGUCUUAAUGAUGGUAAUUAGGACAUACCCUCUUCCUUACUGUAGUGCUAACACAAUUAUCAAUUGUUACUGUGAUCAUGUAUCUAUCACAAAACUUGCAUGCACUGACAGAACCCCCUAUGGUUUUCCAGCAUUUGUUUUUGCGAUGGUUGUGUUGCUUUGCCCUUUGGCUUUUAUUUUGUUUUCCUAUAGCGCUAUUAUUUUGGCCAUCCUUCGAAUCUCAACUCCUCAUGGACGGCUGAAGACUCUGUCCACCUGCAGCUCUCAGCUGAUCAUAAUUGCCCUCUUCUUUCUACCCAGGUGUUUUAAUUAUUUAUCUCCUUACAUUGGUAUCACCUUCAGUCCUGACAUACAAAUACUAGUUAUUCUGUUAUACAGCCUGCUGCCACCCAUGAUCAAUCCACUCAUCUACUGUAUAAGGACCAAAGAAGUGAAAAAAAUCUUAAGCAAGAAUUUAGCCAGUUCAUUUUUGUUUCAAUUUGUUAAACAAAAGGUGCAUAUAUCUACUAUAUGCAAUUGA